AUGCCGAAAUACCGAGGCGCCGGUCAGCGCCUCGCCCCCCGAGGCCAGGGUCCUUGCCCACGUGGCCUCCAUCGCCACCCCCACGUGUACGACGCGCGUCACGACGACGCCCCUCGCCUCGCCACGAUGGGCUGCCGGAUCUGCCUCGACGCCUAUACCCCCGACGAACGCCCGGCGGCCCUCCCGUGCGGCCACGUCUUUCAUCAUGCCUGUCUACAGGACUGGCUCACCACACGCACGCACGGCGCCGUGCCGUCCGGAUGCCCCCUGUGCAAAGCCCCCGCGGCCCUGACCGAUCUCGUGCCGCUCUGGGCCUCCGACACGGACCUGAAGCAGUACGUCGCCGCUCACCCACCCGACGGCCGCCUCUCCUCCAUGCACGCGUGGGUCCGCCACCUGCACGACUACGCCAUCGCCACACACCAGCUAUGCCCCCCCGCCAUGUCGCGCGCCGCCGCCGCCCUUCCCUCCGCCCUGCCCGACGAGGCCCGACACGCCCUCCAAGACGCCAUGCACGCCCUCCACGACGCCGUCGUGCACACGGACCGCCUCUCUCGCGACCUGGCGCAGCGCAUGCACACCCUCGACGAGCGCACACGACACGUCCUCGCCAGGGAAGAGCGCUGCCGACGCGACGAGCAGCGACUCGCCAGAGAUAGAGAGCACGCCGAGCGCGAGCACGCAGCGCUUCGGCACCGCCAAAAGCAUCUCGCGCACGUCAAAGACCGCCUCGAGACGCAGCAGCACGCCCUCGACGCCCGAGCGCGACAGCUCGACGAGGCGCACGAGGCCCAAACGACCCGCCUCCACGACAGCAUCGCGGCGGCCAAGAGCCAAUGCGCCGAGUCCAUUCGGCGCGCAGCGCUCGCCGAAGAAGCCGCCACCGCACGAUGCACCGACGCCGAGCGGCAGGUCCGCGAGGCGCACGAGCACGUCAGCGACAUGACACGCGCGCUCCACGAGACACGCACCAAGAACCAGCGCAUGGCCGAUCAGCUGCGCGAGCUGCGCGCGGCGCUCGAGGCCAGCAAGGCCAAGCGCCGCGCUGAGCGCGCCGCGUCUCAGCACCUCUACGAGCAACUGCGCCACCAGGAGCAGGAGCCGCCGAUCGAGAGCGCCUCCAGCUCACCACCACCCGUGCCGACGCCGACGUCGACGGCUCAGCUGCUCUACGAUCUCGAUGAUACCCACUUUCCCAUGCCAGGCGGCACGUGGUCCCGGCCUACGAAACGCCCGGCCCGCGAAGACGCAUGGCCCGCCGCUUUGCCGCGCGGCGCACGCACCGUGCUCGGCCCACGACGGCGUCCUACCAAGUAG
Messenger RNA from Malassezia restricta, 1317 nucleotides. RefSeq names its product membrane associated protein-like protein. Gene Ontology annotation, cellular component: nucleus. The transcript has a single exon. Gene Ontology annotation, molecular function: ubiquitin protein ligase activity; zinc ion binding. The record is from RefSeq and is a predicted model, not a curated record. Gene Ontology annotation, biological process: protein ubiquitination; interstrand cross-link repair. NCBI's taxonomy places the organism in Eukaryota, Fungi, Basidiomycota, Malasseziomycetes, Malasseziales, Malasseziaceae. The coding region runs from base 1 to 1317 and encodes 438 amino acids.